This is a messenger RNA of Amaranthus tricolor (Joseph's coat), 798 nucleotides long. RefSeq lists its product as uncharacterized. The transcript is spliced from 4 exons. Gene Ontology annotation, molecular function: nucleic acid binding. The coding region runs from base 1 to 798 and encodes 265 amino acids. The record is from RefSeq and is a predicted model, not a curated record. NCBI's taxonomy places the organism in Eukaryota, Viridiplantae, Streptophyta, Magnoliopsida, Caryophyllales, Amaranthaceae.
AUGGGUCUAGAAAGUGGACCUAUGUUUAAAGAUCAUGAACUUAAAUCCAAUCCUAUUUAUGUAUUUAAACCGAGGUCCAGAUCCAGAUCCAGAUUCAGACCCAUUAGGUCUCAAAAGGAAUCUGAAAACAGUGCAGCAUUAUAUGGUGAUUUUGACGGGGAAGAUGAUAUCUUAAUGGAAGUAGAUGCUUUACAAAAAAGAAAUCUUCCUCAUGGUUCAAUUAAGAAGACGACAGAGAAAUUUGGUUAUUCCCAAAGGACCAUAAGCUAUUUAUGGAACAAGGUCGAGAAACAAAAACAAACAUCCCAAAAGUAUGAUUUAGAUCAUAGCUAUCACAAAUGUGGAAGAAAAAGAAUUACAGUCCCAUAUAAAAGUAUCGUAAGCAUUCAAAUGGGUGAUAGAACGUGCAUAAGAGACUUGGCAAAAAUUUCAGAGGAUAAUAAGCUGGUAAGAAUUCAUUGGAUGAUUAGUUUACUUGUACAAGAUUCGAUUCCAAUUCAACCACAAUACAAAUGUCUAUAUGACUUUGUUCAUAUCGAUGAAAAAUGGUUUUACUUGUCGAGAAAAUCACAGCGACUUUAUCUUGCAAAAAAUAAACCUAAACCUUACAGAAGUUGUAAAUCAUCCAAAUUCAUUCCGAAAAUUAUGUUUAUGUGUUGUGUGGCAAGACCUAGAUGGAACCAACAGGGUGAAUGUACUUUCGACGGUAAGAUAAGAAUUUUUCCAUUCACCGAAGAAGUACUUAUGAAAAGGGCUUCAAAGAAUAGACCAAUGGGGUGUUUGAAACAAAAACCAUAG